AUGGGGUACAAAGAUUAUCAUGCAAAUUUACGUAUCUUAAAUGCUACAUGCAUGCAAAGAAUGUCACUUACCAACUCAUCUGUGUCUGGUGUCAGUAUGCUCAUUGCCUCCCAACUGGAACCAACAUAUGCCAGGAGAGUUUACCCGUGUUUCGAUGAACCUGCCAUGAAGGCCACGUUUAAUAUCAGAAUUGUUCAUGACCCAAACUAUGUGGCUCUCUCCAACAUGCCUGCUAUUGAUGUAUCUGAAAUGAAAGAUGAAAAUGGAAGCCUAUGGACUGUAACCACAUUUAACACAUCACUGAAAAUGUCAACUUACUUGACUGCUUUUGUGAUUUGUGAUUUUGAUUAUAUCACCAGAACCACGCAGGGAAACGAGAUACGUAUUUGGGCUCGGAAAGAGGCAAUUAAAAAUGGGUAUCUUGACUAUGCUUUAAAUAUCACGGGCCCAAUAUUUGCAUUUCUGGAAGACAUACUUAACAUCAGCUAUCCUCUGCCAAAGACAGAUCUGGUUGCAUUGCCUGAUUUUGGAGCAGGUGCUAUGGAAAACUGGGGGCUAAUGACUUUCCAAGAAUCAUCACUGAUGCACAUCCCAAGUGAUAAAUUCACAAGCAGAAAGGCAAUGAUUGCCUUAAUAGUGUCACAUGAGCUAGGACACCAGUGGUUUGGCAAUCUGGUUACAAUGAAGUGGUGGAAUGACCUGUGGCUUAAUGAGGGACUGGCAUCUUACUUUGAGUAUCUGGGAGCUACCUUUAUUGAACCCAGGCUUUCACUGGAUAAAAUCUUUUAUGAUCAUGUUGUACAACGUGUCUUAAGGGAAGACAAUGAAAUAGGAGUUCGAUCACUGUCAGAGAGUGAAGACAAGAUCAAAGGAUCAUUUUCUUUAAUGUCUUUGUUUGACAGCAUCACAUACAACAAGGGGGCUUCUGUAACCUGGAUGCUUUCUGGCUUCCUGACUGAAAAGCUGUUCCUCAAAGCACUUACUCUGUAUCUGAAAGAAUUUUCCUUCUCAAAUGCUAAUCAAGAUGAUCUUUGGACCCACAUCCAGAUGGUCAUAGAUGCACAGGACGAAGUUCAGUUGCCAGCAUCUGUAAAACAAAUAAUGGAUUCCUGGACCUGCCAAAAUGGGUUUCCAGUUUUAACAUUAAAUGUAACCACUGGAACAAUUAGACAGGAACAAUUUCUUAAUAAAAAGAAUGAAAAGAGUACUGAUUCUUACAAUAACACAUGGAUUAUUCCUAUUUCUUGGAUGAGAAAUGGAUCAUCACAACCCUUAAUGUGGCUAGAUAAAAGCAGCAAAGUGUUUCCUGAAAUGGAAGUAUUUGAGUCAGAAUAUGACUGGAUCCUGCUAAAUGUAAAUUUGAGUGGAUACUACAGAGUGAACUAUGACAAAUUAAACUUGAAAAGAUUAGCACUCUUGCUUGAAAAUGAUCCAAAGUUUUUACCAGAAAUCGCUUUGAUGAAAAUGUGGAAUAAUGAGAAACUAAUGUUGGGAAAGGUGAAG
This is a messenger RNA of Acanthisitta chloris (rifleman), 1503 nucleotides long. RefSeq names its product aminopeptidase Q-like. The transcript has 13 exons. The annotation marks the transcript as partial. The record is from RefSeq and is a predicted model, not a curated record. Gene Ontology annotation, cellular component: cytoplasm. Gene Ontology annotation, molecular function: peptide binding; metalloaminopeptidase activity; zinc ion binding. Gene Ontology annotation, biological process: proteolysis; peptide catabolic process. NCBI's taxonomy places the organism in Eukaryota, Metazoa, Chordata, Aves, Passeriformes, Acanthisittidae.